Molecule: messenger RNA, 9330 nt
Organism: Pipistrellus nathusii (Nathusius's pipistrelle)
Lineage: Eukaryota; Metazoa; Chordata; Mammalia; Chiroptera; Vespertilionidae
Source: the annotation of a GenBank genome assembly
AUGGAGGUCAGGCUGGAAGUUUUGACGUCAACCACCAUCAAGCAGAAGAGGCCCUGGCCUCGCGUCUCCUGGCUGGGCCAGGAAAAGGAAGCUGUUUUCCUUCUGGACGAGAACCUCAUCAGUGAAAUCAAUUUGCUGUCGGGAAGGACGAAGAAGAAGAUCCCUCGCCUGCAGCCUGUCCUGAGGCAGCUUGCUGUGCUCGCCACGUCCAGUAACGAUGCCUGGCUGGCGGGGCUCCUUACUACUGGGGAGCUUUUCCUUUGGAACAAAGAUCAAGAUUGUUUGAAGACAAUCCAAGCAACUGGAGAGCCUAAGGAAAUGAUUAAGGCUGCAGUAGCAAGCUCGCUGAGACUCUAUUUGUAUGUAUCUGGAGAUGGACAAAGAGUUCUGAUUAUAACUCCUUCUGGAUGCAUACUUCUUUGGGAAUAUUUGGAAUGCAGGAAUAUCUUGUCUUCUAAAAGCCCGUCAUUGAUGGGCCAGUGGUCCCAGAUCACACCUGAGGAAGCAGUGCAUCUGCCUUCCGCGGAAGAUAAAGAGGCUGUGGUGCAUGCUGUCUUCAUAAACAAUGAGCUGCUGGGAGACUGCUGCUUGUGUGCCUUUGCCUUUUAUUCGGGGGAGUGUCUGAGGUUGACAUUUCUAGCGAUUCGGUGGUGUGAAAGUGUGUUCCCGCCUGUGAGAACGUGGCCAUACCGUGUCCAUUGGGCACAGCAAGAUUGCCUUCUGGGUAGUCUGAGUCCUGCGUGUGAGUCAGUCAAGUCGAGAGGAGCUCUGAUCUCUGCCUUUUCAAGAGACGGCCUGACCCUGGCAGUGACCCUGAACCAGAGAGACCCGAAGGCAACUCAGGUAUUAUUUGUCAACACACUGAAUUUUGUUACUCUCUGUGGCAGCCUCAAAGGCUGUAGCAAUAAGAACCCCAUGGUUCCUGCUUCCCUUGUCAGGUCCUACUGGGUAGGCGACAUCAGCUGGACUCAUGACAGCCUUUUUCUGGCCUGCAUGCUGAAGCGUGGCUCCCUGGUCUUACUGACGUGCCAAGGUGAACUGCUCACGUUGAGCACGCGUGGCUGCUCGGUGGAAUUCGGGCCAGCUGAGUUUAUUCCCCUCCACCCGCUCAUAACAUACCGGCCACCGCAGGGCACAUUUCCAGACUCGGCUCCUUCUGUGGACUCGGCCGCGUCGGCCAGCGACCCGAUGCGGCAGAGGUUUUCCGUGAAGACCCACUCCCGGCUGCCCUACCUCGUCGCCUCUGACGGCUACAUGGUCACCACCCUCCGCUUCCUCGAUGGCCUGUCCCCCUCGGCGCUGCUGCGGGCGCUGCUGCUGGACGCCGCCCGGCGGCUGGAGAGGGCGUACCGCGGCCUGGCGCUGUCCGAGCCCCGAGGCAGAGGGCUGAACCUGCGGUCUCUGGGCUCCCUGAGGUCCAGCCUGUUAAAGCGCCAAGGAAGCCAGCGGCCAGCGGACCCGCCCGUCCCCCGAUUCCUGCAGGAAGAAGAGACGGGGAAGUCGCAGGAAAAGGCAGGUUGGCAGGAUUUUGAAGCAGAAGACCCCAACGAAAGCGCACACUUUCCAAACAACCUGCCCUCUCUUGGGGACAAAAACAAGGAUCCAUCGCUCAGGGGCGCCGAGGAGGGGAGCCUGGAGUUCGCGUCUAUGUUCGACACGAUGCGUGCGGGGGACCCCGCCUCGGAGGCGGACGGAAUGGUCUCGGACCUGCGCUCGGUCCACAGAAACCUCCUGGCCGCCUGGACCGUGGGGGUUUCCAAACACGUGCCGGAGAAGAGCGUCAUGCUGAAUUACACAGUCGUUUGUUUUACCUACUUCCUCCACAUCCUUCAGUUCAUCAAGCGUCCUCUCCCCGCCCUGGGUCCCUCCUUAGGCAGGAGCCGCGGGCACCCCCCGUGGGUGCUCUGCGUCUUCCAGCUCCUCGGGCAGUGCCUGUGCGCCGCGCCCUGGGACCUGCGAGGCCGGCCGGCCGUGCGGCCGCUGCUGGCGCUCACGGCCCGCGCCCUGCAGCUCCUGCUGGCCCGGCCGCGGGGCCGCUGCUCCCGGAGGCUGGCCGCCUGCUUCCAGCUGCUCGGGAUGGUGGCCGAUCGCUUGGACGGCGCAGACCGCCUCCAGCCCGAGGUCUCGGCCGCGGCUGGUGGGAGUGGAGCAGCCCGUCAGGACUCCCUGGUGGUUCCCCUUUUCCAAACCUUUCAGGACGGCGCCUCCCGGGACGGCUGGCCUGGGAGCGCGCCUCUCAGGACCCGUCCUCCAGGAGCAAACCUCGGUCAGCAGGCAGGACGCAGGCUGGUGUGUCUGUGGCGCGUGCUGUAUAAGAAGACACUCUGGUAUCAGGCCCAGCUAAGUCGAAGCGUUCCUGAAGGCGACAGGCCGCUCCCUGCAGAGGCGGCCCAGGAGGCCGCUGCCGUCCGGUCCCUGCUGGGUCACAUCCAGGCGCGCCUGCAGGCGGCCGGAGCCCGCCUGGGCCAGACCUUACAGCUCAAGCCCACCAGCGGUGAAGAGUGCUUCCUGCUGGGAUCCUAUGAAAAGGCUGUUGAACUGUGGAGGAAAGCUCUGCAGGAAACCCAGGAGAACGGAGGAAGGAGGACCUGCUUUCUUCAGAUGCGCUACUACCUGUCCCUUUUGUACUGCCACCUGUACAGCUAUAACUUAAACGAUGCCCAGGGACUGUGCGAUCAGCUGGUGAGAGAACUGCUGAGACGGUCCCGCCUGCCUGUAAGGGACAAUGGGGAGAGUUCGGCUCCCGCGCUGGGCCUGCCCGGGCCUGUGCACCCCGAGGCCGCACGGGGGGUCGUCCAGUCCCUGGCCCGGUUCAUGGCCGCCUAUUUCACCGGCCGGCGGCUCUGCGUCCUGCCCCCGCACCACGUGGGCGUCCUGCCGCCCCUGCACGGGGAAGCAGGGCCGGGCCCGCGGCGCCUCCCCCUGCAGCGCGCGGCGGCGGCCCGGGCGGUGCAGGAGCAGGGCCUGGGCGGCGUGUGGACGGCGGACUACGCGCUGGAGCUGCUGUUGCUGGGCGGCCUGGCCCCCGAGGCCGUGCGGCUGGCGCGGGAGCUCGGGGCCUGGAAGACGGCCGUGGCCAUCGGCGUGGCCUGCCAGCUGGGCCGCCGGGGCCGCGGCUUCCCCAGGUUCAGGAAAAAGGGCCGGGAUCUGCCGUCCAGCUUGACUCCCGCCCGGAUUUUCCAGGAGAAACUCCGGUGUCUUUUAGGUCAGCCGGCCUCUUCAGAAGCAAAGAGAGAAAUGGGCUCAACAUACAAACAGUUUACAGACCCCAUCGAGGAGGAGGACGCGCAGCUGCUGCUGGGCGCCGUGCGGGAGGUGCUGACGGCCGCGGCCAUGGCCCAGGCGGACGUCCUCUCCGAGGCCUGGCCGCUCCUGGUCCGCUCCGCCCAGGACUGCAGCCGGCGGCUCUGGGGCCUGGUGCCCGGCGGCCUGUACCUCCCCGCCCCGCCGCUGUACUGCCCCCAGCCGGCCCUGCUCAGCCAGGAGGACGCUGACGACCUCCCGGUGAGAGCGGAGAAGGAGAACCGCCAGAAGGUGUCCGGGAUCCUGCAGCGCCUGCUGCUGCUCCUCCGCGCCGCGCGCUGCUCCUUCCCGGCCGCGCAGUGGUACAUCCUGCAGCUGCGGUGGGCCCGGAAGGUCAUGGGGAAGAUUCGAGCGAAAGGGUCCCUCCCCGCCCUGAGCCCCUUCCCUCAGUCACUGCUGCAGCACUGCCUGGGCGGCGUGGCCUUCUUCCGGCCGGGAGCCACGGGCGACGGCAAGCUGGACGAGGCUUCCGUUACAGCAAUAGGGUGCUUCCGGGAGCUGUGUGCGCUGUGCUGGAUGCUGCACGUCCGGGACCAGCUGUCCGUCCGCUGCCGGCUGUACCAGAAGGCCCGCGAGCGCGUGCAGGGGAAGCAGGACCUCCCCGUGGAGUUGGACCCGUGCGCGGUGGAGCACUGCCUGGGGGCGGCCGAGUGGGCGUGCAGGAUGCUGCCCUUCGCCCGGUUUUCCAACGUCGAGGAGCUGAUUCAGGACCUGAUUUUGAGCCUCAUUGGAGACCUGCCGCCGAUCAGACAGGUCGCAGACAUUUUCGUGAGAGCAUUUCCCAAUCCUGAGGACAUAAGGGUUCCUUUGAGAGAAAAAUACCACGCUCUCCAGCAGAGGCUCAGCGCCUGCGUCGUGAAAGGCCCCCUCAGCGAGGAGCCCCUGUCUGUGGCCAUGCGCUCCAUCCGCAGAGUGAGGGCCAAGGCCCUCCGACGCGUGCAGAGGAACAUCGGGCCCUUCGAGACCCACGUCUGGGAGCCCGCGGAGGACAAGCCCGCCGAAGGUCCCGGGUUCGAGGGCUGCUCCCUGGGGACGAGCCCGAGCGGGAGCACACUCACAGACCUGGGCACGUCCCCGGGCCACAGCACGGCCGACACGCUCUCGGAGGCUCUGAGCUGGACGCAUCUCCAUCGCAGGAAGGCCCCAGAUCACGCGGACGCGGCGCUGACCGCUGAGCCCCGCGGUGACAGGAGCGCGGGGCGCCGGGGAGGGGGCGCCCCGCGGAGGGGGCAGGCGCGGGCGCUGCCCGUGGUCGGCGCCCGGGAGUUUGAGCGGGAGGACGACGAGUACAUGCGGUUCCUGGAGCUGCUCCUGAGCUACGUGCUGGAGCGGGACCUGCAGGGCGGGGAGCCCGGCCCCCCGCUGCUGCCCGGCUUCUCGGGAAGCCUGCGCGAGCGGGAGCUGGACCCCCUGCUGGCCGGCCUGCACGGGGCCCCGGGGGCGCUCCGGGCCGGCUCCUGCUUCCAGCUGGCCCCGGAGCCCGAGGACCCGGGGGGCCCGGCGGCCCCAGCCCCGGGGCCCCCUCCGGAGAGCCUUCGGGGCGCCCCCAGGGACAGCGGGGGCCGGAGCGGCCUGUUCGGGCUGCAGCACAGGGCCCUCUACAGGGCGCACGGCGCCGGUGCCCCCGGGCCUGGCACCCCCAGGGUGGCCGGCCGGACUGCGUGGGCGCCGGAGGGCAGGCGCAGAGGCAGGUGUGUGUUCAGAGCCAUCGGGGGCGCUGACGCCGGCCCCCUGGCCCGGCUCCCUCCGGUGCCGGGGGCGGGGGCGGCGGGCAGCGCGGGGCUGCAGGUGCUGCUGGAGUGGAUGCUGCGCUGGGCCGCCCGCAGGCUGCCCUGCGACCCCAGCCUCCCGGCGCCCCAGGCCCGGCCCGUGCUCCGGCUGACACCCCCUGCGGCUGCCAUUCUGACAUCACUGUGGCUCUCGGAACAGCCCUACGCGGCUCUCUCCGAGGCAAAGAGCGCCACGGCAACGAGUGCCCUUACGGAGGUGCAGGAGCCUCCUCGCCCUGCGUCUCCGAUGGGACCCCCCGGUGAGGGCGCCUGCUCGGCAGCAGGGUCCCGGCCAGGGGGGCCGGGCGGAGGGGAUGGCCCCCCUGAACCUCGGCGGAGCGCCCUGAUAAUGUCAGCUGAAGCCAAAGCCCCUGAAAUGAAGGAACCCACUGAUGAGGGCAUUUCCGACACUGAUGACACUGAUAAACAAUUUGUAGACAUCAUCGAUGAGGACUCUGCAAGAGGAGAAACAUUUACCCGGGAGGACCUGGAGGCCCUCCCACCAGACCACGGAGAAGACGCCAGAGGACCCGUGGGAAGCCCCGAGGGUCCCCACACCAUCGCGGACCCGCAGACGUCUCCACGGCCGUUAGAACACUUGGCAGGAGCGGGUCCGAGCCCCCGGGGGGACCCAGCGGAGACAGGUGCGGAGGAGCAGCCGGCGGCACAGGAUGGGGCGCAGCCCCCGGCCUGCGAAGAGGGGGCGGCCCCGGCUCCGCCCGCGGGGCCCGGUGGGGUCAGCGUGGCCUCCCAGACCCUGGUGCCCGCGCCCCCGCGCGGCCGGCCCCGGGCGCGGCUGCCCGCCUCUCCCGGCUCCGGCGCCGCCAGGCAGAUGCUGCAGGACGAGAUGCUCAAACUAGUUCAGCUGCAACAGAUCAACUUCCUGACGCUGAUGCAGAUGGCCGGGCCCUCCCUCCCCCGCCUCCCGGGCACCCCCACCCCCGGGCUGGCGCCGCAGCCGCAGCCCACACACCCCGAGGGGAGCCCCGCGGGGCGCCCGGGGCCCGGCCCGCCUGGGGGCAGCGGUGGGGACGGCCCCCGGGCGAAGCUGGAGGAGAAGCUGCCAGCCCAGCUCCCGUCCCCGGGGCCGCCCGCUGGGGGGCCGGCCGCUGGGGGGCCGCCCGUGCAGAGCGCCGUGCAGAGCGCCGUGCAGAGCGCCGUGCAGAGUGGCGGAGACCGUUCGCAGAAUGUUCCACCUGGGUGUCUUCCUUGUCCGUUGGAAGGCCAGCCUCGGAACAGCGGUCUGAACUCAGCAGCCGGGAGCUCACUGCCCACCCCGCUGCCCCCGGGCCCUGCUGGCCACGCUGCCCUCCCGCUCCUGGCCGCACCCCCCGGGCCCCCCGCCACCGCCAGGCCGGCCGGGGCCUUCCCGCUGCUCCGGCUGCAGCCCGGCCCCCAGCCCCGGGCCUUCCCUGCGGACCGCGCCCCGGGGAGCCCGCCCCGCGGCUCCCGCCAGCGCCCUGCGCCCCCCGGGAUGCCCCCCGGGGCCUGGAGCCCGCGGCUCGAAGCAGGGCAGAAGCCGGGGCCGGGGACCGGGGUGCCCGAGGCCCCCCAGCACUUGAACUUGGACCAGUACCUGGGGCAGGACACCGGGACGCCUCGGCUGGACGCGGCCUUGUUCCUGCAGCCCCGAGGGUGUGACGUGGCCCCUCAGGGUCCCUUCGGGUUCCCGCUGCUGCACCUGCGGCCGCCCCGCACCUUCACCUUCUUCUCCGUGUCCCGCGCCCCCGGGCCGGCCCCCUGCGCGCCCCUCGGAGCGAGCGAGCGCCCCGGCUUCUCCUUCCUGCCCGCCCGCCCGGCGCCCGAGGACAUGUACAGACACCCACAGCUCACUCUGAUCGAAAACCUCAUUGCGUGUAAACGAAGCCAACCGAGACCGACCCCGGAUUUCCUGGAGCGAGGCGACCCCGGGCUCCUCCUGCUUGGAAAGGACAACGGGGAGCCUCCUCGCGUGCGGCCAGGGCAGGACGGCAAGAAAAGGCAGAGGCGGCGGGCGGAGAGAGAGCUGCAGGAGCAGCGCUCCGAGAAGCAGAGGAGAAGGCCCAGUGCGGCCGAGCAGCCAGACUCCGCCGUGCUGCCUGCCCCGGACUCGGGGGCAGCUGGGAAAGCCGAGGAGCAGCGAGAGCAUCGUGGUUCCCAGACGCUGGAGGCCUUUGAGAUCCCGCUGGAAGCGCUGCAGGGGGACGCGGCCACGGCCGCCGGGCUGCACUACCUGGCCGCUGUGCGCAGCCGCGCGGUGGGCCGCCAGGACGCCAGCACCAACACGGACCCAGAAUGUGAGCCUUUGCCUGUCCGCCAGGCGUUGCCUGCAGAUGUGCUUCCGAAUCUCAGCCUUCCCCCUGGACGGGCAGAGAAGCCGUUGUCACCUUCAGCCUCGGACACGGUGGGACACACUUACAUAAACGUGAUUGACAUUGAAGCCGGCGACCUGCAGGAGCUGCCUGUCAGAGAGCCCUCCGAGGAGGAUGCCCCCCCAUGGCAGGCGGCAGGCCCGUCCCCGGCUGCGUUACAUCACAUGGCCGCGGCCGUGGCCGCGACCCGGGCUGCUGCCCUGCGCAGGGUGAAGAGCCACGGCGAGCCGGAGCCAGCUUUCCAAGGCCAAGAAGAGCGCUCCCAGCCCGCCGCCUGGGAAGGGGAAGGGGAAGGGGAAGCAGAAGCGGAAGGGGGCGGGCUGCGGGCCUACCUGCUGCAGGAGCUGCUGGAGGGCGCCCCCCGCCCCGGCCCCGCGCCCCGCCCCGCAGCGCACCCCCAGCUGCAGCGCCUCAGCUCGCAGCUCCGCAAGAUGGACCAGCAGCUGCUGGCCAUCCAGAGCAUCGCCCACCGCGUGGAGCAGGACUUCCCCGAGCGCGGGAUACUGGGCCCGGCGGCAGGCCGGCACUGCCGGGAGGUUGAAUCUGUGGAUGCCAUUGAAUUGUCUUCUGGCCCUGAGUCUGAAAACACACUGGCUUCAAAGCCCAUUGCCAUUUCCAGAGAAGACUCUGGAUUAGUGCAUUUUCCGGCUCCUAUGAAUAAGGAAGAUCAAAGCAACAAAGAACAGACUUUUGAAGAUGAAUUUUCAAUAACAGAAACUCAUUCUCGUCAAAAAAUGUGUGCGUUUCCUUCUGCCGACUCAGUUCUCAGCCUCUCCAGCGACCAGAAGACAAGUUUUCCUGGUGUGAAUAACAAUGAUGAGUUAUUUCAGAGCGUUUCAGCAGAUCCACUCCAGGUCACUGGGCUGACGGACAUUGCAGACAUUAUUGAUGACCUCAUUACCAAAGACGGAGUUUCCAGCAAAGAACUGGGCUUAACAGAACAACAAGCCAGGAGCAUCUCUAGGAUUCAGCAGUCUUCCAGGAGCCGGUCUGGAAGAACUGCCAAGGAGAGGAGAGAGAUCCAGGUCUGGAUGAGAAGAAAGCGGAGAGAGAGGAUGGCGGAGUACUUACACCAGCUGGCGGAGAGGAGGGGGCAGGAGCAUGACCCCUUCUGCCCCAGGAGCAACGUGUUUUACAUGACUUCAAGAGAAAUCAGGCUGAGACAAAAGAUGAAGCAUGAAAAAGACAGAUUGCUACUCUGUGACCACUACAGUCGUCGAAUUUCACAAGCAUAUAGUCUGAUGAAUGAACUGCUGUCUGAAUCGGUGCAGCUACCAGCACAGAAGCCAUCGCCUAGCAAGCCCAGGACCGCUCAGACUUCCAGGCUGCAAAGCUCCCUUUCGCCAAGAAGAGAGACCCGCUAUGGUCACAACUUUCCAGUAAAUCGACCUGGAAAAGUCAGAUAUAUAUCCAAACCAAGUUAUAUCCCAAAAGGAAAAUCUUUCGGGCAACCUCAGAGCUCACCUUGUCCACAUGGAACUGUCACUUUUACCCAGAAAAAAGCCGGUGGAGCCAGAGGGGCACGGAGGAAGUCUGUGCACUCUCCAGUCACCUUCCGAAUAGGCUCUGCUGCUCCCUGUCUACGGCAUUCAAAACAGUACCGGAGCGCUGGGCCUGGCCCUCACACGGAGCAGGUGUGUGCAGAGGAUGAGAGAGAGGAGACUGUGGUGAGUCCCUGGCUGGUGCCCUCAGACAUCCGCAGGAUUCUUCACGGAAGUCACAGUUCCCUUCUACAAGACCUGUCACCAGCUGAAGAGCCAGCGUCCCCCGCUGGGGAGGGUGGCAUGGACAGUGCCUCUGAGAGCACUGGCAGCAUCCUCAGCAAGCUCGACUGGAAUGCGGUCGAAGACAUGGUAGCCAGCGUGGAAGACAAGAGCCUGUCUGUCCACCGGGCCCUGGGUCUGUAA